Molecule: messenger RNA, 2988 nt
Organism: Mugil cephalus (flathead mullet)
Lineage: Eukaryota; Metazoa; Chordata; Actinopteri; Mugiliformes; Mugilidae
Gene: fars2
Product: phenylalanyl-tRNA synthetase 2, mitochondrial
Exons: 10
Coding region: 138-1505 (455 amino acids)
Biological process (GO): phenylalanyl-tRNA aminoacylation
Cellular component (GO): cytoplasm; mitochondrion
Molecular function (GO): phenylalanine-tRNA ligase activity; tRNA binding; ATP binding
Source: RefSeq, a predicted model, not a curated record
AUAAAAAUAGUCUCUGAAAAAAUGGUGUAGUUAUUUAUAAAGAGGUUUUAAAUCCCGGGACACACGCAGGCAUUCCUGCGUCCACUAAACAGCAUCCCAACGCUGGAGUGUGACAGAAGCUCCAUGGACCAGUCGUCAUGAUAUUCAGCCCGUCUAUCCUCCCCUACCUGCAGCCCCGCCCGCUGAUUCAUCGGCUACUGGCCGAGUUCUGGGCCAGUGGUUGUGCAACUUCUCGAAGAUGCCUCUGCACACGAGGCCACACCCCUCCGCCUGUGAUUGGCCAGGACUCAGUGGAGGUGUUAGGCCACUCCUACCCUCGCGAUGACUUCACCAACAUCACUCUAAAGAUCUUGGCCAAGGUGGGCCGCAACCUUCACAACCAAUCACAUCAUCCUCUCUGGCUCAUCAAGGAGCGAAUCAAAGCUCACUUCUACAGCUCCUUCAUUGGCCGCUCGGGAAACCCUCUCUUCUCUGUCCAUGACAACCUCAGCCCUGUGGUUACUGUGGAGCAGAACUUUGACAGCUUGUUGAUCCCGGCCGACCACCCCUCCAGGAAACCAGGAGAUAACUACUACCUGAACAGAACAACGAUGCUCCGCGCUCACACGUCUGCUCACCAGAGGGAGCUGGUGAGGUCGGGCCUGGAUGCCUUCCUAUUGGCCGGAGACGUUUACAGACGAGACGAGAUCGAUGCCCAUCACUACCCCAUCUUCCACCAGAUGGAGGGAGUCCGACUCUUCUCCAACCACGAGCUGUUCUCCAGGGUGCAGAACGGUGAAGACCUGUCUCUGUUUGAGGCACGAGGUCGACGGACGCCUCAGAAACAGGAGACGCACAGUCUGGAGGCUGUGAAGCUGGUGGAGUUCGACCUGAAACAGACUCUGACUCAACUCGUCACCCAGCUCUUCGGCCAAGAUCUGGAGGUCAGGUGGGUCGACGCUUACUUCCCCUUCACUCACCCCUCCUUUGAGAUGGAGGUGCGUUUCCACGACGACUGGAUGGAGGUGCUGGGCUGUGGAGUGAUGGAGCAGGAGCUGCUGAAUUCUGCGGGGGCGAGGAACAAGCUGGGCUGGGCGUUCGGUCUGGGCCUGGAGAGACUGGCCAUGGUCCUGUACAACAUCCCAGACAUCCGGCUGUUCUGGAGUCACGACGAACGCUUCCUCAAACAGUUCAGAGUGCAGGACAUCAACCAGCACAUCUGCUUCAAGCCCCUCAGUAAAUACCCAGCGCUGCACAACGACAUCUCCUUCUGGCUGCCGGACGGCUCGGAGAGCUUCACCGAGAACGACUUCUACGAGCUGGUGCGCUCCAUCGGAGGAGAUCUGGUGGAGAAAGUCUCGCUUGUGGACGAGUUCACGCACCCAAAGUCUGGAAGGCGGAGCCACUGUUAUCGAAUCAUCUACCGGCACAUGGAGCGAACGCUGACCCAGGAGGAGGUUCGAAACGUCCACCAGCAAAUAGAACAGGCUGCAGAGACGGAGCUGGGUGUGCAGGGCCGAUACUGACACACACACACACACACACACACACACACACACACACACACACACACACACACACACACACACAGAGCUGUGAUGCAGCUUCGUCAUGUCCUCGUAGCUGUGAUUUUUCGCCGCAGGGAGAAACGUGUUGACAUCAGUCCAGACGUCACACUCUGCUUUUAAUGCAGCCGCUUCACGCUCACAUGCAGCAGGACGUCACUCUGUCUCCUGAGUCCUCUCCUCUUCCAGCAUCACAAUUAGACACGUGUCACCUUUAAUUUAGAGACGCGCCCACCGGCCGCUCUGUGCUUCAGUUUUUUUUUGUUUUUUUGUGGUUUUGUGACGGCAGCCUGGACCUCGGCAGCUGUUCUGUUACUGACCACCGAGAACAUUAUUCAGCUGAUACAUGCAGCACGAACGCGGUGUUAAAUCCACCAGACAUGUUGCUGAGACUCUUUCUGAAUCUCACACAUUUAAAUGUUUCAUUUUUUUUCCUCACCCCAUCGUUUAUAACAUCAGUACUCACACUCACUCACACCGAAAGUUCAAAGAGACCCAGAAACUUCUCCAUGUUGGAACAAAUCACAUUUUUAUUUCUUAAAAACUUGUCAAACUAAUGAAAAUGAGGUAACGUUUGAGUCUCUGAGUCUUCGUAACCACAUUUCGCUGCUUGGAGACUUUCAGAUUCCACUGAAGUCAUUACGUCAUGUUCAAAUACACUUUUUACACUUUUACAACCUAAACACAAACGCUGAGUUAGACAGUGGUUAAAUACAAGACAAAAGCCAAACUAAAUUAUGUCUCCUGUGUCGAGGAACCCAAGAUCAGCAUCAAGACUUAAGUCAUGAUGCUGAGCCUCUCAUUCAUUCAUUCAUUGAUUGUUUGUAGCUGUGUGGAGGGAGCUUAUCUUAGCUGUCACUGUGUGAGAGGCAGGGUCUGGACCCUGGUCAGGUCUCCGUUAAUCUCAGGGCUAAAGGUGCUUUUAAGGUACUGAGGGACCUAGACGCACUAACCUAUGUACGUAGCCUACGCCGGUGCAGCUCAUUUAUACUUCAUUCUACGUUCAUUCUGUAACAACUCCACCCAAACACUAGGCGGCGCUGUGUCUUUUUUACUAGUCGGGUUCAUUUUUGUUUCCACUUCCUGCUUCACUUCACGAUUCUUUAUUGAUCCAAAACAAUUCAUAAAUCACGGAGAUGGAGAAGCAUCCGGAAAUACUAAAGAGGAAACGCUACUAUCAAGAGGACCAAUCACAGCUCUUGCAUUCUGCAUCACGUAGUCACAACUUGACGCAGAAAUAUUAACCACCUACAACGCAGAGAAAAAAUUAACUGAAGUCAACGUUGAACUGGAUCUGAAGAAACUCUUUCAACUGUAACAAAAUGUUUUUCUUUUCUUUUCUAUGUUAAAAGGAGAGAGAUUUACUUAACGCUGCAGUUUGUGUUGUUUUUUAUGACGUGUUUGUUUCUUUAGAUAAAACCAUUAAAACGGUUUGGACACAUUG